Chelmon rostratus (copperband butterflyfish) is the source of this 1380-nucleotide messenger RNA. RefSeq names its product reticulon 4 receptor-like 2b (gene rtn4rl2b). Bases 1 to 1380 code for a protein of 459 amino acids. NCBI's taxonomy places the organism in Eukaryota, Metazoa, Chordata, Actinopteri, Chaetodontiformes, Chaetodontidae. The transcript has 4 exons. Gene Ontology annotation, cellular component: plasma membrane. Gene Ontology annotation, molecular function: protein binding. The record is from RefSeq and is a predicted model, not a curated record.
AUGGAGACUCGUCGGUCCGUGAAGGGCUCCAGCGCCCGCAACUUCAAGAGCGGACUGUGUCUAUGGCUGAUUCUGUGGCUGGUGGUGAUGAAGCUGGGAGGGGUGGGAGCAUGCCCCAGGCUGUGUGUGUGUUACCCUACGCCCAUGACUGUCAGCUGCCAGUCCCAGAACCUCACCAUAGUGCCGGCCGGUGUGCCAUAUGACUCACAACGCGUUUUCCUGCAGAACAACCGCAUCACAGAGCUUCGCGCAGACUCUUUUGGCUUCGAGACGCAGGUGCUUUGGCUAUAUGGCAACAACAUCACAUGGAUCGAGGCCGGAGCCUUCAGUAACCUCAGGGUGCUGGAGGAGCUCGAUCUGGGCGAUAACCCGCUGCAGCGCCUGGAAGGUGGGGCCUUCAGGGGCUUGGAGAAGCUGCAGAGCCUGCACAUGCAUCGCUGCAAGCUGGCUGCUCUCCCCCAUGACCUCUUCCACAAAUUGUACAGUCUGCAGUUCCUCUACCUGCAGGAGAAUCAGCUCCACUUUCUGCAGGAUGACCUGUUCUCAGAUCUGGUCAACCUCACCCAUCUUUUCCUGCAUGGAAACCGCAUCCGUGCACUCUCUGAAAAUGUGUUCAGAGGCCUGGUCAACCUGGACCGCCUCCUUAUCCACGACAACCGCAUCAGGCAGGUCAACCGUCGGGCUUUCCGUGACCUGGGCCGCAUGACAAUCCUCUACCUGUUCAACAACUCCCUGGCCGAGCUGCCGGGCCAGGCCAUGAAAGACGCCCAGGGCAUCCAGUUCCUCCGCCUCAAUGGGAACCCCUGGUCCUGCGGAUGUGAGGCUCGACCCCUCUGGGAGUGGUUCCGCAAGGCCCGCAUCUCCUCCUCUGAGCUCAUGUGCACCUCCCCAUCUCAACGUCGCGGCCAGGACCUCAGAUUUCUCCGUGAGUUGGACUUCGCCCUCUGCCCUCUGCCUGACCCCGGCUCUCUGGCUGGAAGCACCACGACCACUUUCAGCACCAAGACCCGCUGGUGGUUCUCCAAGCACAAGCCCGCAUCUUCAUCCAAGGCCUCGUACCAGAAGAGCACAGAGACGGUUAAGGCCUUCCCCUUCUCCGCCGUCAAGCCUCAUAACCUCCCCAAACCUCCCACCGAAUCGUUCUCCACCAAGUAUGAACUGUCGGAGCAUGAGGUGGCGCUCCCCAAGCUGGACCAAGAAGAAUACUGGGCCAACUACGGCAACGAAGACUCCUCCAUCCGCUGCUUCGAGCUGGAGUGCCCCCCAGGCUAUGACAAUCCAGCAUUCCCCACAUCCUCCUCCGUCCCCAAAACCCCAUCCCUCCUCCGCAUCCUCUCCCUCUCCAUCCUCACAUUCACCCUCCAUUUCCUUUUUGGCUGA